AUGAAGGCAGACUCAAAGGCAAAUGGUACAUCUUCUUUGAAGAGACAUUUCAAUGUUUGCAAGCGCAAUCCACAUAAGUUUAACAAAGAUCCAGCGCAAGCUAUUCUACAAACAACUCAAGGUGAAGUUAUUGGCACUUGGAGAUUUGAUCAAGAUGAACUUAGGGCUGCAUUUGCUGAGAUGGUCGUAGAAGAUGAGCAGCCAUUUUGCUUUGGUAAGAAACCAGGAUUGAGAAAGUUUAUGGCCAAAGCAUGCCCACGUUUCCAGCUUCCAUCUAGAAGAACAUGUACUAGAGAUACAGUGCGAUAUUACUUCCAAGAGAAAGCCAAGGUGAAGAAAUUCUUCAAAGAUUCUUGUCAAAGGGUUUGCUUAACAACAGAUUGCUGGACUUCUCAGCAGCAAGAUGGCUACAUGACUGUUACUGCUAGUUUUAUUGAUGAUAAUUGGAGAAUGCAUAAGAAAGUGAUUGGUUUCUUCAUGGUGAAGGGUCACAAAGGUGAUGACAUUGGUAAAAAUGCGAUCAGAUGCAUGACUGAAUGGGGUUUAGAGAGAGUAAUGACUAUAACAGUUGACAAUGCAAGUGCCAAUGACACUGGUAUUGGUUAUUUGAGGAGGCAACUAUGUAAAACAAAUAUUGCUAAUGGCAAGUACUUGCACAUGAGGUGUGCAGCACACAUUAUUAACCUCAUCAUGCAAGAUGGCCUAAAAGAAGUGGACCUCUCUGUGAAGCGUGUUAGAGCUACUGUUAGAUAUAUUAGAAAUGGAGGUUCAAGAAUAGUGAAAUUUAAGGAACUUAUAGAGGAAGAGAAGUUGACCAAUAAGCCAUUUCUGAAGCUUGAUGUCCCAACAAGAUGGAACUCCACUUAUCUCAUGCUUAAAGCUGCAAUUGUUUAUGAGAAAGUGUUCACUAGGUUAGUUGAUGAAGAUGUGAGUUAUAUUAUUGACCUAUCUGAAGCAAGGGAUGGAAUUGGUCAUCCAGAUGAAAUUGAUUGGCAAAAUGUGAGGAAGAUGGCUGAUUUUCUAGAACAUUUCUAUGAUCUUACUGUUCGUGUCUCUGCUACACUCAAUAUCACUUCACAUACAUUCUUUCAUGAGAUUGGAGAAGUGCAUUUAUUGAUUCAAUCUUGGCUGAAUAGUACAGAUGUUGUGCAAUCAGCAAUAGGCAGGAGAAUGAAAGAUAAAUUUGACAAAUAUUGGGGACUUUGGCACACCAGCAAUACGAUUGUGAAUGACAAGGGGAGGGUAAAGGGAAAGGAGAACCUAAAUCUAAUGAUUUUUGUUGGUGGUUGUCUUGAUUCAAGAUACAAGUUAUCUAUAUACACAAAGAUAACUGUGGAAGAGAUAUUUGGUGAGAAAAGGGGACAGCUAGUUUGGGAAGCAAUUAACACUUGUGUUCAUGAGUUAUUUGAAGAAUACAAGAAAAUGUAUGGUCCAGCUGAGGACAUAUCUGAUCUAAGUGAUACGGUAGCAUCAAAGGGAGGUAGAGGUGGCAAGCUGAAAGAAGUCAUCGCUAAGAGGAUGAAGCUAGACAAUGCUUCAGGCAACAAUACCAAUGUGGUGGAAAGCAUCUGA
Panicum hallii is the source of this 1572-nucleotide messenger RNA. Its product is annotated as zinc finger BED domain-containing protein RICESLEEPER 2-like. NCBI's taxonomy places the organism in Eukaryota, Viridiplantae, Streptophyta, Magnoliopsida, Poales, Poaceae. The record is from RefSeq and is a predicted model, not a curated record. Bases 1 to 1572 code for a protein of 523 amino acids. Gene Ontology annotation, molecular function: DNA binding. The transcript is spliced from 2 exons.